This is a messenger RNA of Seriola dumerili (greater amberjack), 4708 nucleotides long. RefSeq names its product gamma-aminobutyric acid receptor subunit beta-3-like. NCBI's taxonomy places the organism in Eukaryota, Metazoa, Chordata, Actinopteri, Carangiformes, Carangidae. Gene Ontology annotation, biological process: chemical synaptic transmission; regulation of membrane potential; signal transduction. The transcript is spliced from 11 exons. Gene Ontology annotation, cellular component: GABA-A receptor complex; membrane; neuron projection. Gene Ontology annotation, molecular function: extracellular ligand-gated monoatomic ion channel activity; GABA-A receptor activity; neurotransmitter receptor activity. The record is from RefSeq and is a predicted model, not a curated record. The coding region runs from base 21 to 1658 and encodes 545 amino acids.
GUCACCUUUGCCCUUGAUGCAUGGAUCCCGACAGGACUGGGGGCAGAGGAAUAAGGAGGAACAUGUUCCCCUGGUGGAUCUUACUGCUUUUCUCCCAAGGAUUUGUAUUUCGCAACGUCCAAGGGGAACUUCCGUUUAUGUCAGAGAACAAUGCUGCCAUGCUGGUCAACUGGAAUGCUGUUGACGGAAACAAGAAGCUGUUCGCCAUCUAUGACACGAGCGUCAAUGAACCGGGCAACAUGUCUUUCGUGAAGGAGACUGUGGAUAAACUGCUGAAAGGUUAUGAUAUCCGACUGCGACCAGACUUUGGAGGGGCCCCUGUUGCAGUCGGGAUGAGCAUAGACGUGGCGAGCAUAGACAUGGUGUCAGAAGUCAACAUGGACUACACGUUGACCAUGUAUUUCCAGCAGUACUGGAGGGACAAGCGUCUAGCCUACGUAGGAAUCCCCCUCAACUUGACCCUGGAUAACAGGGUCGCCGACCAGCUCUGGGUCCCCGACACCUACUUCCUCAACGACAAAAAGUCUUUCGUCCACGGAGUCACCGUGAAAAACCGCAUGAUCCGCCUACAUCCUGACGGAACCGUUCUCUAUGGCCUCAGGAUAACUACAACAGCGGCGUGUAUGAUGGAUCUCAGGAGGUAUCCCCUGGAUGAACAGAACUGCACUCUGGAGAUAGAGAGCUAUGGCUACACCACGGACGACAUCGAGUUCUACUGGAAAGGAGGCGAUACGGCUGUAACCGGGGUGACGCGGAUCGAGUUGCCUCAGUUCUCCAUUGUCGAUUACAAGUUGGUGUCCAGAAACGUCGUCUUUUCCACAGGUGCCUACCCUCGACUGUCUCUGAGCUUCAAGCUGAAGAGGAACAUCGGCUACUUCAUCCUGCAGACGUACAUGCCAUCGAUCCUGAUUACCAUCCUCUCCUGGGUCUCCUUCUGGAUAAACUACGAUGCAUCGGCAGCCAGAGUGGCUCUAGGGAUCACCACGGUGCUGACCAUGACAACCAUCAACACCCACUUGAGGGAGACGCUGCCCAAGAUCCCCUACGUCAAGGCCAUCGACAUGUACCUGAUGGGCUGUUUCGUCAUGGUCUUCCUGGCCCUGCUCGAGUACGCCUUCGUCAACUACAUCUUCUUCGGGCGGGGCCCCCAGAUGCAAAAGAAGCUUGCGGAGAAGGCGGAGAAGGCCAACAACGAGAGGGCAGCCAAGUACGACGCUGCAAGGGAGGCAGGUAGUAGGACCGCGUCCCUAAAGCGGUCCAAUCAGGUUAAAGGUCUUCGCCACUCACGCUCGGCGGAACCGCACGGGAACAUCCUGCUCACCACCCUGGAGAUCCAUAACGAAGUGGCAGGAGGCGAGAUCACCACCAGCGUGGCGGACAUUAGGAACUCUCAGUCCAUGGUGCAGUUGGACAGCACGGCCUCGUCGCACAUCCAGUACCGCAAGCAGAGCGGCGGGAUCGGCCCGCGCUCCGCCAGCCGCCAUUCUCUGGACCGGGCCGCACAGAUGAAACGCAGCCGCCUGCGAAGGCGGUCCUCGCAGCUCAAAAUCAAAAUCCCUGACCUGACGGAUGUGAACGCCAUCGACCGCUGGUCACGGAUCAUCUUCCCCUCCGUUUUCUCACUGUUCAACCUCGUCUACUGGCUCUACUAUGUCUGAUUGGACUGUUUUGUUCAGGUGUGUGAUGUUGUUUGAUUUUUUUUUUCAUUUUGUUUCUUUUUCUUCCUUUUUCUGUUGCUUUUAUACAUGAUGGAAUAUGUCUGGAAUAUGUCAAGUUAAAGACUGCAACAACACAAGACAACAAAAAGACUGAGAAGGACUACUGAGUUUUGGACCAAGUUCUCGUCAAAAUUGUUUUUAUAUUUGAAGUCAUUGAAUCCUUAGUAUUGAGGUCUUUUUAUUUUCUGAAGUAUGUACUGUAAUUGGGACUUGUGACAUUUCCCAACAUUUUCCCUCUCGGUAAUGUGUAAAUAGAGAGAUACGAAGCCAGCAAUUGAAUAAUAAUACAUUAUUUGCAAAAAACACAAACACAAAAGCAGUUGAUGCAAAGAUUUUUCUAUUAAAAAAAAUAAUUUAGAAAACUUUAUACUACACAGGAGGUCAGAUAAAUGCAGGCAAUUUCUAAAAAUCCAUUAGACAAACAGAUGUAUGUUUGACUGGUACCCUAUGCACUAUUAAUGCAUGUAAUGAUCAGCCAUAGUGGGAAAGUAAUGACUCCUUUUUUGCCUUGGGUUAUGGCACAACUUUACAAAAGAAAAACUCUGCUGAUGUGUAUUUGUUUCUAGUGUUGAUAAUAUACAGUAUACUUGAUCUUAACUAUGACAUGCAUUGAUCUGGUAAACCUUUACCCAAACACAAUAACUUAAAGUUGAGGACUUUGUCUGUGACUGUGACUCAGGUUCUGAAUUUUUUGCUAUUCGGCAUCUUUUCUAGACAAAGAAAAGUGUCAGUGAAAUAUCCUCUUUGGUCAUUUGAUAUGGAAAAAAAAGCACAAAUAUGAGUAAAACUGCCAUUUUUUUUCACUUAUAGCUUCUUGCAAACCACGCUUCAAGUGAUAGCAUGACAGAAUUGCACUCAAAUUUUCUCAAACUUCCUCUAAAAACUGUCUUACUUUAAUUUAAAACAACUGCCAAGGGCCUUUUUGGCGACACGGUUACCCAACCCAUGAAAUAUUAUAAUAUUUUUGUACUCUAUGUCUUCAGGUAUUCAUUUGAUUUCCUAACCUGUCUUGUUCUCUCUCUUUUGCUCAACACUCACUCUGGUGUAGUGAUAGAGUGGAGGAAGGAAACCCAUUUUUUGUACAUAAGUACAUAGGUGUUUGUGUGUGUGUGUACAUAAAUGUAUAUAUAUAUACUGUGUGUACAACCCAAAAUGAAAAUGAUCAAAUAUUGAGCAUUUUGUGAUUGUCAUUCUGGCUAUUAACUGUCAGAUUAUUUAGUGCAAAAAAAAAACAAAAAAACAAAUGAACCAAUGGGUCAGUUUCAAAUAUCAGUUUAGUCUCUGAGCAUUUUACUGAACACAUUUCUUCUCAAGCAUCUGACCAUGUUGAGGUUCCACUCUAGACACGAUGUAUGUUCAAUUCUGCAUUUUUAGAGCUGUUGCACGCUCUGCCAUUCAGCAGCAAGUCAUGCAAAUGGAUUUCAUUGACUCCGCAGACGGACCACAAGAACCGGCCCGCUGACUAAAAAGCACAUACUAGCAUUGAAUGUAUCAGAUCCAUUCUUCAGGGAGAGGAUAAUGAGCCAUGGUCAUCAUUUCUCCAUCAGAAUGUAACGCGCCCAUUCUUUACAUUGCGGGUGACGAGGAAAGAGAGGGAGGCGACGACGUUACACGAGUGUGUGCAUGUGCAUGUGUGUGUGUGAGAGAGAGACGGGGAAUGGAUAAGGAGAGCUCGGGAGAGGAAGGGCGUGGGUAGAACAUUUAUUUUCUGUGCCGCUUGCUCGACUAUGGACAAAUGUCAACGUAUAAUAGUUUUGUGGAUAAAAAUAGCUCUCCUCUUUGACUCUUGAUAACCUGUGCCAUUCCACCUAAGGUUGCAGAGCAAUCAGCCGGUUACAAAUCAUGGACAAUGAUGUACAUCUGAAGCAUUCCUGUCAUAGAUACAUGAAUACAUCCACUACUUGUGCAUGUACAAGAAAAAAUAUUGCUGCCUGAUAACGGUGAGUUCUGUUGUGAUUGAGAGAAGAGCCACUGGCAGUCAGAGUUGGGAUCAAUUUAACUUUGAAAUGAGAAAUUGUAAAGUUUUAUGUGUACAGUCUGAUAUAUGACUAAGAACUGAAUGUAUUGUACUUGGAUUGUUGCUGCACAAAUGCAAUUUACUUUCUGGAAGCAGGAUUGACCUCAACCCUGAUUAAUAUAGGGCUCUAGUUGAUUCCACAUUCAAGCGAUGCCAAGUCUCUGCUUUGCUGGUUUCUUGUCCUGUUUUCUACUGUGUAGAUGGGGUGAACUGCAAAAAUGACCUGGGACCAACAAAGCCGAACACCUCAAGGUAUAAAUCUAACAAUAUCUAUAAACAUAUAUAAUGAGUCUAAAUGUGUUCAGCCAGAAAGGGAAGUGAAUUUUAACACAAGUUACAAGUUAAUUCACCUGAAACUGGCAAUGUACCAAAUGUAUGUUAGCCGUAAGCUAGCUGGCAACAGUCGCUCUUUUUUUCCCCUCGUCAUCUAUUCUCUCCAUUGACUCUGUAUGCGAGUGCAACCUCUAAAAUUCUCUUACACUUCUGCCUGGACACUCUUAGCUUUUGGUUUUGGGCACAAAGAAAUGUUUCGUGAUCUCCUGCAUUCAAGGUGCAGUGAACCAGUUUGUCCAAAGAUGUUUCGAGCUGAUUUGGAGGUGAAAAUUUGCACCUAUAAAAUGCAAAGCAGUUGAUGAAGCUUCAGUGUUGUGUAAAUAAGAUAUAAAAGGACAGAUUUCUUAAACACUAAAGCUAAAAAAAAUAACUGUUUUGUGGUGCAAGUCGCAAGAUCUUCCUGGCUGACUGGUUCACUUUGAUUUAAAGUAUUAUGUUUGGUUCAUGUGGUGAGAUUUAAAACAACUUCUUGCAGUUGUAUGAGUCUUUUUUUUAUUUAUUACCAAACUACAUAGUGCAGUUGAAAAGUGAAAGAGAAGGCAACUAUUACAAGCUCUAGAUACUUGUUUAUCAUGCAUGCAACUACAAUUCAUAACUCGGGAGGAUUUAAGAAAAAAAAAAGAUUUUUUGCAAAGUCACU